Messenger RNA from Pelagomonas calceolata, 1188 nucleotides. Lineage: Eukaryota; Pelagophyceae; Pelagomonadales; Pelagomonadaceae. The record is from the annotation of a GenBank genome assembly.
GCAGCUUUUGCGAGCCUGCCGCAACUCUCCUACUUGUGCAACGCAGCACAACGCUGUCUUGCAGCCUUGCACGAAUCGAUCCGUCGCCGUCGCACACCUUGGCCGUGGCACGCAACCAGUGGCACUGCGCUUACAGCGCUGCACCAAGCUGCAGCAGGCUGCAACCGGAUCGGCAGCGAUCGAGAUGCGGCACGCGGGCGCCCUGCUACUCGUCGGCGCGUCCGUAACGGGCCUCGUCGCGCCGCGGCCGAGAACGAACCCUUGGACCGCCAGACGAGCCACGGGCGACGCCGGCUUUAGUUUAGAUGGUGUCCGCGAUUCAUUAAUCAGGCAGGAGGAGACCAUCAUCUUCGCAUUAAUAGAAAGAGCGCAAUACGCGAGGAACGCGGAGAUCUACGACCGCGACGCGUACGCAACAGAUGUGAACAAAGACCGCCUGCACCCGAAACUCCAAGGGAGAAAAGUCUCAUUCCUAGAAGCGAUGCUGUUCGAAACGGAGCAGGUCCACGCGCGGGCUCGGAGAUAUCUGAGCCCCGAGGAGCACGCUUUCUUUCCGGAAGAUAUAGCACGACCAGCUUUGCAAGAACUUGAUUAUCCGCCAGUGUUGGUUGAUGAUCACCAAAACAUCAACCCCCAAAUCCUGCAAGCUUAUUUGGACCAUGUGGUCCCUCGGACCUGUUCUGACGGAGACGACGCCCAGCACGGGUCGUCGGCUUUGGCGGACAUCGCGGUAUUGCAGGCUCUAUCGCGAAGGGUCCACUAUGGGAAAUUUGUGGCGGAGGCGAAGGCGCAGAAAGAUGAAGGCGCCUUCCGGGAGCUCGCUGCCGCCGGUGAUGUGGCGGGCAUCCACUCCUUACUGGAAAACGUGCCCGUCGAGGACACUGUAGUCCGUCGAGCGAUGACCAAGGCCGUGGUGUUUGGGCAAGAUGCGUUGUCGGGCAACAAGCCCGGCUACAAGGUGGAUCCCGCUUUGGUUGCGAAUUUGUAUCGGGCGAUGAUCAUUCCUCUCACGAAACAGGUCCAGGUGACUUAUCUGUUGAGGCGCCUCGGCCACGCGGACAAGGUGCCGCAAGCUCCCGAGGACUGGCCGCCUUAUCUGAGGGCGUUCGCUUUAGGUGAUACGGAGGAGCAGCAGGUGCUGGGCUACUGACCCCCUCGCCGGCGUAAAGACAAUAACGUAGGAGUUUC